Molecule: messenger RNA, 2057 nt
Organism: Crotalus tigris (Tiger rattlesnake)
Lineage: Eukaryota; Metazoa; Chordata; Lepidosauria; Squamata; Viperidae
Gene: ACTG1
Product: actin gamma 1
Exons: 6
Coding region: 158-1285 (375 amino acids)
Source: RefSeq, a predicted model, not a curated record
UCUCAGCCGGUGAGAGGGGGCCGGCUCCCCCUGGGUAUAAAAGAGGCGGGGCUGGCGUUGGGACGGUCUCACUCAGCCGGUGGCAGCGGAUCUAGCAGCAUCGACUCCCCCUUUUAUUUCUUUCUGAGAGCUUCUGCCGCUUUAACAGAUCUGCAAAAUGGAAGAAGAAAUUGCAGCACUUGUCAUUGACAAUGGUUCUGGAAUGUGCAAAGCAGGCUUCGCUGGAGAUGAUGCUCCUCGGGCUGUGUUUCCCUCAAUUGUUGGACGCCCGCGCCACCAGGGUGUCAUGGUCGGUAUGGGACAGAAAGACAGUUAUGUGGGAGAUGAGGCUCAAAGCAAGAGAGGUAUCUUGACCCUGAAGUAUCCCAUUGAACAUGGAAUUGUCACCAACUGGGAUGAUAUGGAGAAAAUUUGGCAUCAUACUUUCUACAAUGAGCUUCGUGUUGCCCCUGAAGAACACCCAGUACUGCUUACAGAAGCUCCUUUGAAUCCUAAGGCCAACAGAGAGAAAAUGACACAGAUCAUGUUCGAGACAUUCAACACUCCAGCCAUGUAUGUGGCCAUCCAGGCUGUGUUGUCCCUGUAUGCUUCUGGUCGUACCACUGGUAUUGUAAUGGACUCUGGUGAUGGUGUCACACACACUGUGCCCAUCUAUGAGGGUUAUGCUCUCCCUCAUGCCAUCUUGCGACUUGAUUUGGCUGGCCGUGACCUAACAGACUACCUCAUGAAGAUUCUGACAGAAAGAGGCUACAGCUUUACCACCACAGCUGAAAGGGAAAUUGUCCGUGACAUAAAGGAGAAGUUGUGCUAUGUUGCCUUGGACUUCGAGCAGGAGAUGGCUACUGCUGCUUCCUCUUCUUCCUUGGAAAAGAGCUAUGAAUUGCCUGAUGGCCAGGUGAUCACAAUUGGAAAUGAGAGGUUUAGGUGUCCUGAAGCCCUUUUCCAGCCUUCUUUCUUAGGUAUGGAGUCCUGUGGCAUUCAUGAGACUACUUUCAAUUCUAUCAUGAAAUGUGAUGUGGAUAUCCGAAAGGACCUAUAUGCCAACACAGUAUUGUCUGGUGGUACCACAAUGUAUCCUGGAAUUGCAGACAGAAUGCAGAAGGAGAUCACAGCACUGGCUCCCAGCACAAUGAAGAUCAAGAUUAUUGCUCCUCCUGAGCGCAAAUACUCUGUCUGGAUUGGUGGAUCCAUUCUUGCAUCUCUCUCUACCUUCCAGCAGAUGUGGAUCAGCAAGCAAGAAUAUGAUGAGUCUGGCCCAUCUAUUGUCCACCGUAAAUGCUUCUAAAAAGACUAUGGCAAAUAUGCAGUUUUUACUGCAUUAAGUUUUUUCACCAGUAUAAAUUUGCCUGGGCAAAUAUAUACGCCUCAUGCUAGCCUCAUGAAACUGGAAUAAGCCUUCUCUUCAAACAUUUGUCAUUGGGAAGUCUGUCUCCAAUAACCUUGUGAGGAUAGCUUCCUGUUGCUGAUAAGACCCUGAAUGAACUAAAGUUCCCUUUGUACAUAGUAUAACUACCCUAUACACAUCUGGUCUAGGACACAGUACAGAUGGUGUUCAUGAACAUAAGGUUUAACUGCCUGGGAUAGUAGUCUCAGCAUAACCAGUUAUGUUGCAAUGGAGUCUUGAGCCUAGAUCUGUACAGGGUAGCAAAAGACCAGACUUCACUAUACAAAGCGCUAAGAAUUCCAGGUCUUUAUUGUUGAGGCUGGCAAGAGUUUGUGAAAAGGAUGGCCAUUUUUGUCUUGCCACUGUUCCUACCAGGAUUGGAAAUGUAUUGUGUCCAAGCCUUAUGAAUCUGUUUUUCUUUCCUUGCCCACCUAUGUCCCAGCAAGACAUCACGGGGCAAAACAUUGUUCAACUUGAGUUGCUCCAAUGUUGGCAUUGACACCUGUAAAUUUAAUCAUCAGGUUUAAUUUAUGUAAGAUUUUUGUACGUUGCCUUAAUGUUGUCACAUGACAGUAGAAAACCAAAAUUUGUAAGUCAUCCUGAAGUUGAGAAUUGUAAUGCCCAACACUUCAUUGUGAAAGGAAAAUAAAAGCGCUGCAGUAAAUGAAAUGUG